GUUCACACUCUGCCACAUAUUUUAUUUUUAAAACAUCAUGAGAACUGUAAGUUUUGCUAAGGUCGAAGACAUGUAUGCACGUUUCGAAGAUCUAAAGAAAGAAGACGUAGAUGAGUUGGAUAAAUGGGUCAUCGAACAGCCUCACUUGCCGUCAGUUUCCGAGAUGGAACUCAUCCAAUUUAUUCAUUCCAAUUAUUUCGAUAUGGAUGCGGCGAAGCGGACCAUUGAAGCGUACUUCACUUUCCGAACGAAUUGCAAAGAGUUUUUCUCAGAUAAGGACGUUCUGGCGCCGGCUUUACAGCGUACAAUGGACGUAAUAGCAAUCUCUCUGCUUCCUGAAAAUACUGAAGAAGGAUAUAAGGUGCUUUUUGCGAAAGUUAUUGAUAGUGAUGCCAGUAAAUUUUCCUUGUCUGCAAUAUUAAAAUUAGCAUUUGUUUGCGUGGAUAUUCUACUUUGGCAGGAAGGAUGUGCUGAAGGAAAUGUGCUCAUAAUAGAUAUGAAUGGGAUACAUUUAGGACAUUUACCAAAGUUGAGCAUUUUCACGCUGAAAAAUUUCCUCUACUAUAUCCAAGAAGCACUUCCAAUUCGUUUGAAGGGUGUUCAUCUGAUCAACGUUGUUCCGUUCAUUGACAGAAUAAUGAUGAUGAUAAAACCAUUUUUGAAAAAAGAGCUUUUAGAAAUGUUUCACAUCCACAAAAGAGAAGAAAGCUUGUAUCCCUUUGUACCAAGACGAAUGUUGUCGUGCGAAUACAGUGGAAAUGCUCCCACAAUAAUGGCUCUUAAAAAACAACUUUACGAUAAUGUCAUAGAAUACAGAAGCCUGAUUCUAGAGAAAGAGAGUCUACAGAAGGUUGAUGAAACUAAACGAAUCAAAACACGGACUUUAUCGAACAUGUUUGGCCUUUUCUGAAACUUUCUGGAUAUACCAACACGUCGAGCUGA
Toxorhynchites rutilus septentrionalis is the source of this 942-nucleotide messenger RNA. Its product is annotated as alpha-tocopherol transfer protein-like. The record is from RefSeq and is a predicted model, not a curated record. Lineage: Eukaryota; Metazoa; Arthropoda; Insecta; Diptera; Culicidae. The transcript has 5 exons. Gene Ontology annotation, cellular component: membrane. The coding region runs from base 38 to 910 and encodes 290 amino acids. Gene Ontology annotation, molecular function: phosphatidylinositol bisphosphate binding.